Messenger RNA from Malania oleifera, 2074 nucleotides. Its product is annotated as laccase-17-like. Gene Ontology annotation, biological process: lignin catabolic process. Gene Ontology annotation, cellular component: apoplast. Bases 105 to 1865 code for a protein of 586 amino acids. Gene Ontology annotation, molecular function: copper ion binding; hydroquinone:oxygen oxidoreductase activity. The record is from RefSeq and is a predicted model, not a curated record. The transcript has 6 exons. Lineage: Eukaryota; Viridiplantae; Streptophyta; Magnoliopsida; Santalales; Ximeniaceae.
AGAGUUGUACUUCCAAAAAACCCAUUUAUAUAUUUCUCAAUUGUCUCUCACUGCUGUCUUCUGCAUUGAAGGAACAGCAGCAGAAAAUAGAAAUAAAGCAAUUAAUGGAGAUGGGCUGUUGCCUUCUUCCAUCAUCAGCUUCCCUGAGGGCUGUUCUUUCCAUCUUGAGUGCUCUCUGCAUUUUUUCUGAGCUUGCACUUGCAAAGCAUGCAGGAAUAACAAGGCAUUACAAGUUUGAUAUAAGGCUGCAAAACGUGACAAGGUUAUGCCAUACAAAGAGCAUUGUGACAGUAAAUGGGCAAUUUCCGGGACCUCGUAUUAUUGCAAGGGAUGGGGAUCAAGUCCUGAUCAAGGUGGCUAACCAUGUUCAAAACAAUAUCACUAUUCACUGGCAUGGGAUAAGGCAGCUGAGGAGUGGGUGGGCAGAUGGACCUGCCUAUAUCACACAAUGCCCAAUUCAAACAGGGCAGACCUAUGUAUACAACUUCACCAUCACUGGCCAAAGAGGGACCUUGUUUUGGCACGCCCAUGUCUCAUGGCUAAGGGCAACUCUCUACGGACCCAUCGUUAUCCUCCCCAAGCAUCGCGUUGGUUACCCAUUCCCACAACCCUUCAAGGAAGUCCCCAUCAUUUUUGGAGAAUGGUGGAAUGCUGAUACAGAGACAAUCAUCAACCAAGCAACACAAACAGGGCUUGCCCCCAAUCUCUCUGAUGCAUAUACCAUUAAUGGUCUCCCGGGACCCUUCUAUAAUUGUUCAACCAAAGAUACCUUUAAGUUAAAGGUGAAACCGGGGAAGACGUAUCUCCUUCGUCUCGUCAAUGCUGCACUUAAUGAUGAGCUCUUCUUUAGCAUUGCCAACCACACCCUCACCGUGGUCGAAGCUGAUGCAGUUUAUGUGAAGCCAUUCAAAACAAACAUAAUUCUCAUCACGCCUGGACAAACCACUAAUGUUCUUCUCAAAACCAAACACCGACACCCCAAUGCCACCUUCCUCAUUGCCGCUAGGCCAUACGCCACUGGCCCUGCAGCUUUCGACAAUACCACAACUGCAGGAAUCCUUGAAUAUGCUCGUAGUACUACUUCUACCUCAAACACAAAGAGCCAGAAGCUUCCCCUCCUCAAACCAGCACUUCCGGCAUUCAACGACACAAAUUUGGCCACAAGUUUUAGCAAGAAACUCCGCAGCCUAGCCACCCCCAAGUUCCCAGCAAAGGUUCCAAAAACUGUGGACAAACAUUUUUUCUUCACUGUGGGACUGGGGUUGAUCCCAUGCUCACAAAAUCAAACAUGCCAAGGACCCAACAACACUAAGCUAGCUGCUGCUGUGAACAAUGUAUCAUUUGUCAUGCCAAGCACAGCUCUUCUCCAAGCUCACUUUUUUCAACAAUCCAAAGGGGUUUACACUACGGAUUUCCCAGCAAACCCACAGUCCAAGUUUAAUUACACGGGAACUCCACCGAGCAACAUCAUGAUGAACAGUGGCACAAAGGUGGUGGUGCUUCCGUUCAAUACUAGGGUGGAGUUGGUGAUGCAGGACACCAGCAUCAUUGGUGCAGAGAGUCACCCACUGCAUCUUCAUGGCUUCAACUUCUUUGUGGUAGGACAAGGUUUUGGGAACUUUGACGCUAAAAAAGAUCCACCAAAGUUCAAUCUUGUUGAUCCAGCUGAGAGGAACACUGUGGGUGUGCCGUCGGGGGGUUGGGUCGCAAUUCGUUUUCUUGCAGACAAUCCAGGUGUGUGGUUCAUGCAUUGCCACUUGGAAGUUCACACGAGUUGGGGCUUGAAGAUGGCAUGGGUAGUCAUGGAUGGAAAGCGGCCCAAUCAGAAGCUACCUCCUCCACCAUCUGAUCUACCCAAAUGUUAAAACUACAUUCUUAUCUAAUUUCCUCCAAAGAUGGGAUUGCUUAAUUAGGUGUUCUUUCAUUUUUUUUCAAAGAUGUAAUUUUUCAUUCAUUUAUGACUUUUCAACUUCUACCCACAAGGGGUAUAAAUACGAUUGUAUUAGCAUAUGACCAUUGUUAUCAACACUUGUGUGCUCCCAUUUCGAAAAUACAAGAGGAGUUUUUGCUUGAA